Messenger RNA from Caretta caretta (loggerhead turtle), 2622 nucleotides. Lineage: Eukaryota; Metazoa; Chordata; Testudines; Cheloniidae. The record is from RefSeq and is a predicted model, not a curated record.
GAGAGGCUGAAGCGGAAUAGGAGUGUGAGUUGGUUAGCAUGCAGUACCAUGAUGGAUACACAUUUCACGGCGCUGCAUAUCGGGUAACCAUAAGUUAAAUAUUCAGCAAGAGCACUGGGCAUAGCCUAUUAAUAGAAGCCGAGCGUUUGGCGCUCGCUCGCUCUCCCACAGGCAGGCAGCCGGAGGAUUUGAUUCUGCCUCUUUUCCCCCCGGGAGCAAGAGACGAGCCACAGCCCCUGGAAAGCCUCCGCCAGGUCACGGCGAGCUCACUUUUCUGAGCCCUCAGGAGCAACAUCUUCAGGAACAACUUCUUUAUUGUCUUUGACCUGGGUCCUGAUCUCACACAGAGACUCCAACAAUGUCUCAUUUCAACAAAACCGAGCAAGAUGACUGGAUGACUGUUUAUCUGAAGUAUCUCUUGUUUGUGUUUAAUUUCUUCUUCUGGGUGGGUGGUGCUGCAGUGAUGGCUGUUGGCAUAUGGACCCUAGUUGAAAAAAGCGACUAUCUGAAUAUCCUGGCAUCUAGUACAUUUGCCGUGUCUGCAUGCAUCCUGAUCUUUGCAGGAGGUCUUGUGAUGAUUACAGGUUUUCUGGGAUUCUGUGCAAUCAUCAGGGAACAAAGGAGCUGUCUUUCCGCAUAUUUCUCCAUGCUCCUUUUGAUCUUCCUUAUUGAGCUGGUUGCUGGAGUUCUUGCCUAUGUUUACUAUCAAAGGCUAAGCCAGGUGCUGAAACAGCACCUGACCCGGACCCUGACUGAGAAUUAUGCUCUUCCUGGGAAAACACACAUCACACAUUCCGUCGAUCGCCUGCAACAAGAGUUCAAGUGCUGUGGCAGCAAUAGCUCUGAUGAUUGGCAGCACAGUAUCUAUAUCCUGUCCGUAGAGUCCAGUGGCCGAGUGGUACCAGAUAGCUGCUGUAAAACAGUCACCUUCAAAUGUGGGAAGAGGGAUCAUCCAUCUAACAUUUACAAGGUGGAGGGAGGAUGCAUUACAAAACUGGAACAGUUCCUGGCAGAUCACCUUUUGAUAAUGGGAGCUGUUGGCAUAGGAGUAGCUUGCCUUCAGCUGCUUGGUGCAGGCCUGACCACCUGUUUUAUCUAUAUUCUCUAUAUGGAAGAGGAAGAAGAUGCGUAUUCUGUAAUGUGACUGGUUAGCCUUCUUUACCCCUACUAUGAGCUGUGGGAUGAUUUUUACCUGCUGUCUACACAGAAGAAUUAAAAUGAACUCCUACUGAAGACUAAAAGUCUCCGCUCUCUUUGCCUUAAUGCACAAUCUAGAGAAGCAGCAUUUCAACAUGUAUCAGUAUUACCUGUGCAUGCUUAAGGGGCCAUAUUUAUAGCCGCCUUCUCUGUUCAUGUUGAUAUGCCUUAAAUUGAGAUGAAUUUUAGCAAGGUCACUGCCUGGAACACUUUGCAAUCUACCUUGAAAUAAUUCUUAACUGAGAAGAGAAAAAAAUAUUUUCUAUUGUUUUUUGGACACGAUUUUUUAUUUUAAAGCGUUACUACUUUUACAAACCAUACUGCAUAAAGACAUUCUUUUGUAGCUCCACAAUCUGCAUCAUGCAGUAACAGGUUAUCCUCUACAUAGUCAUCCCAGAUAUUCUUAGUUUAACAGAAAUAUCUUCAUGACUGUAGGAUAAUGUAACUUGAGCAACUAGCUUUAUUUUUGGAAAUGGAGGGAUUUUUUGAUGUUUCAUAACAAUGUCAACUUUUUGCUUUUUAGUUUGUUUUUUUUUCCAGUCUGUGUCUGUCUCCCCCUCCCUCCAGGUCCAACUGAAGCUGCAUUGCAGUCACAGCACCUUUUGUGUCAGACAGGGGUUAAUAGACUGGCCCUGCUGCCAGAGCUGUACCAGGAAUAGCCCAGCAGAGGGUACUAGAUGAGUAGACUGGCUGCAUUUCAGCUAGAUUUGAUUUAGAAUAAUGGUUCUCAGACUGGGGGUCGGGACCCCAAAGUGGGGGCGCCAGGGCUGGCUUAGACUUUCUGGGGCUUGGGGCCGAAGCCCGAGCCCCAGCUCCCAGGGCUGAAGCUUGAGGGCUUCAGCCCUGGGUGGAGGGGCUCAGGUUAGAGCAGAGGUCUCAAACACGUGGGCCACAUUUCCUGCAGCCUGUGCUCCCCCACCCCGGCCCACCUCCAGGCCAGGGGUGAGCAAACUACAGCCUGCGGGCCGAAUCCGACCGGCGGGCUUGCCCCCUGCCGCUCCUUGAAGUGGCCGGCACAACGUCCCUGCGGCCCGGGGGGAGGGGCAGAGGGCUCCGUGCGUUGCCCUGGCUUCCAGGCACCGCCCCACGCAGCUCCCAUUGGCCAGGAACGGGGAACCGCAGCCAAUGGGAGCUUCGGGGGAGGUACCUGGAGGAGCAGCAAAAGCAGCGCACGGAGCCCUGUGCCCCCACCCACACCCCUCCCUCCCCUGGGCCGCAGAGACAUGGUUCCGGCUGCUGAGCGGAGCUGGCAGGCAGGGAGCUGCCAUCCCGGAGCCGCUCUAGGUAACCCCAAGUCCCUGCCCUGAGCCCCCUGCCUGCACCCCAACCCCCUGCCCGCACCCCAACCCUCUACCAUACCCCGCACUCCCUCCUGCACCCCAACCCCCUGCCCUGAGCCCCCUUCUGCACCCCCUGGGGGCAGAG